Messenger RNA from Knipowitschia caucasica, 756 nucleotides. The record is from the annotation of a GenBank genome assembly. NCBI's taxonomy places the organism in Eukaryota, Metazoa, Chordata, Actinopteri, Gobiiformes, Gobiidae.
AUGCCUGAGAUAAAUGUAACACCAUUGGGUGCUGGACAGGAUGUGGGACGCAGCUGUAUACUCGUGUCCAUUGGGGGCAAAAACAUCAUGCUUGACUGUGGUAUGCAUAUGGGAUACAAUGAUGAUAGACGCUUUCCAGACUUUUCCUAUAUAACGCAGAAUGGCCGUUUGACAGACUUCUUGGACUGUGUCAUAAUCAGUCACUUCCACCUGGACCACUGCGGCGCUCUGCCUUACAUGAGUGAGAUGGUGGGUUAUGACGGUCCCAUAUACAUGACACAUCCCACCAAAGCCAUUUGCCCUAUUCUGCUUGAAGACUUCCGCAAAAUCACAGUCGACAAAAAGGGCGAGACAAACUUCUUCACUUCACAGAUGAUCAAAGAUUGUAUGAAAAAAGUUGUGCCUCUGAAUCUUCAUCAGACUGUACAGGUGGACGAUGAGCUGGAGAUUAAAGCGUACUACGCAGGACACGUUCUGGGAGCCGCCAUGGUGCAGAUCAAAGUGGGCUCAGAGUCUGUGGUCUAUACUGGAGACUACAACAUGACCCCUGACAGACAUUUAGGUGCUGCAUGGAUUGAUAAGUGCCGUCCAGACAUCCUAAUCUCGGAGUCGACUUAUGCCACGACCAUCAGAGACUCAAAGAGAUGCAGAGAGAGGGACUUUUUGAAGAAAGUUCACGAAUCAAUAGAAAGAGGAGGAAAGGUCCUAAUUCCUGUUUUUGCACUUGGGAGUGAAGCAGAGGAGGGAGACGGAUGA